Molecule: messenger RNA, 1475 nt
Organism: Aspergillus fijiensis CBS 313.89
Lineage: Eukaryota; Fungi; Ascomycota; Eurotiomycetes; Eurotiales; Aspergillaceae
Exons: 2
Coding region: 1-1059 (352 amino acids)
Source: RefSeq, a predicted model, not a curated record
AUGACUGAUUCCGCCAAGGAUAGUCUAGAUGUGAACACCAAGCCUAGUGAUACUACCCCCGUGAAGCGCAAACCGCCAAAACUAAGACGCAAACCGCCGGCUACUGAGGAGUCACCUACUGAGAAGAAAGCUGCGCCAGUUGAGGAGACGUCUAGUGUUGAGAAACUCCCGACUAAGGACUCAGAUUCGGACCAGAAGAAACCUUCCAAGGAGUCCGGCGCUGAGAAACCUGUGGAGGAACCCCGCGGUGGGAAACAGCCUGCUACCAGCGAGGAACUCCCGCCCAUCGAAAAACUUUCUAUCUCGGACGAAUCGCCCUCUCCUGAGAAGCCCGAAGAGUCACCUCCAGUUGAGAACUCAUCCCCAACCCAGGAACCACCGGCCGAGGAGCCAUCAUCCCCCGAAGAACAGCCCCCCUCUCCGGAACCCGCUACAAACGAGACACCCCGGCCCACCGAAGAAGCACCUCCACCAGAAGAGCCCCCGGAACAUUCGCACUCACCAACGCCAUCAAACCAACCCGACUCCCCCGCAAAACCCGACCCAAUGGCCGACGACGCCAAGUCCGCCUCCUCAAUGGACGAGCUCAGCGCGCCGAGCUCCCCGCAACCCGAGCCCGAACACCAACCGGAACCCCAGCGCCAGCGCCAACGCCAGCAACGCCGACAACGCCCCGUGGCCACCCCGCCGCCCCGCGACCCCUCCACCGCAUCGAGCUACCGCCAACAACGCCGCCGCGGCCAGCGCAACGCCGGAAACCAGGACCUGCUCCCGCUGGGCUCGCUGGGCGACACCGGCAACCUGACGCGGGGCGCGGGCGAACUCGUCCAGGACACCGCGGGCAAGGCCGUCAGCACGGUGGGCAACACGGCCGGGAAGGCGGUGGGCGGGGUGCUCGGGGGCGGUGGCCAGCAGCAGCAGAUGCAGGGCCAGGGCCAGGAGAAAGGGGGUGGGGGUAAAGAGGAGCAGCUGCGGUUGCGGCUGGAUUUGAAUCUCGAUGUCGAGGUGCAGCUUAAGGCGAAGAUUCAUGGGGAUUUGACGUUGCAGCUUUUGAAUUGAGAGGUUGGUUGAGGGUGGUUUACUUGAGCGGGGUUGUUGGGUUUUGUUAUGGGUUUGAUGUGUUUUUGUGGUUGAGGGCGCGAUGGGAGUUUAUACUCGGUUACAUUCCGGAGAGCACUGUCUCUUGAGUAUGGAUGGUGAGUGCGAAUGUACAUGCGUACUGUAAGCGCGGCUCGUUUUGCCUUUCCUUUCAUGUGUGCUAGUAUACAUCCAUCCUAAAUAUCCCACCUCUCUCAAGGAGUGGUACUACGUAUACGUAUCCCCGUCUCGAGCAUCUACCCCUCCCCAGAAGAUAGCGUAAGCCCUUCCAAAGGUAUCUGCUCCUCAGUAGUCUCCUUGCUCGUCGCCUCCCCAUCCUCGCCUGAUUCUCGGCCGGAAAACGAGUCAUACGCCUCCUCCUCCCCAGACCACUCCCC